AAAAACCUAAAGAACGAUACCAAUAUAUUAGCAACUAUGUUUUGGAAAAAGCUUUAAUAAGAACUGCAUAUAAGAUAUGUUGUCCAGAAAUUAAAGUCAGAACAUUGCUUUGCAAUACUUAUCAACCAAAUAACAAAAAAAAACGAAUAACUCUAAGUCUAGAAGAAUAUCAAAAGUUUGUUGAAGACUCAAAAUCGGUUGAAGAAUUAAAAAUAAAAAUUCAAGAAACAAAAAUUCAAUUGGAAAUUGUAACGAAACCAAUAUCUGCAGAUAACAAUACUUUUGUACAAUUUUUCAAUGAUAAAAUUCAACGUCUUGCUACAGUAUUGUAUAAUCAUCAACAUCAUGAAGGAAACAAACCGGUUUUAGAUGUAGAUGAAUUUACAGAUUUAAUUGAAAGCCGAGAUCCAAAUCUUUGUGAUUUUUUUAAUCUUAUUUUUCAAUCCAUGAAUCUCAAUACAAAAGGAAGGCAAACAAAAGAAUCGUUAAAACGAAAAGUUAUGCUACUUUGUUAUCAAAUGGCAGCAUUACAAAACAAACAAGUUAGUGAAACAAAAAAUGUUAUUGGACUUUAUAUGGCUGGUACUGGUAUGUCAACUGUUGGCAUUAAUACCCUUUCAAAUAUGGAUAAUUAUCAUGAUUUACAUGAAUCUCGUAUCCCAAGUGUAACUUCUAUUAAUCAAAUUUCACAUAUGGCAACUAUUUUACUUAAUACAAAUAAUAUUUCACCAAUUCCAUUAUCAUCUGCUUUUCAUAAUCCAAAUGGUGUUGAUACCAACUUACUUAAACAAGCUCUUAAUUUACAAUAUAUGACAGGAUUUUCAAUCAGUUACAAUACACAAAAAUUUAAUUGGAGUUCAAUAAAAGAUGUUACAACAUUAAAUGAAUUUGAUCUAGUAGAAACUUUAGUUGUCCAUUACUAUGAUGCAGAUUUAUCUGAAAAACAUGUUCGAAGAUUUGAUACAACAAAACUUGUAGAUUUUAUACCAUUAGAUUUAAAAAAUAUGAAUAAUUAUAUAAAAGCAUUAACUAAA
Molecule: messenger RNA, 1034 nt
Organism: Diversispora eburnea
Lineage: Eukaryota; Fungi; Glomeromycota; Glomeromycetes; Diversisporales; Diversisporaceae
Source: the annotation of a GenBank genome assembly